This is a messenger RNA of Solea solea (common sole), 3221 nucleotides long. RefSeq lists its product as uncharacterized. The transcript has 2 exons. The record is from RefSeq and is a predicted model, not a curated record. Lineage: Eukaryota; Metazoa; Chordata; Actinopteri; Pleuronectiformes; Soleidae. Gene Ontology annotation, molecular function: metal ion binding; mRNA binding. Bases 127 to 1392 code for a protein of 421 amino acids.
GGUCGCAGUGUCGGACUUGUUUGGCACCGCAGACACUGCUGGAAACUUCUGAUCAACUCAUGCCAGCGAGUUGCUACUGCACACGUCGUUCACUGCCGGGGCAGACGGGACUGAUAACUCAGCAAAAUGCCAUCUCACCCCAAACUCAGCCAGUUUGCUGACCUGGAAGAGAUGAUGUGCAAGCAGUUACUUAGUCUCGACCUGAGGGAGCCCAACGGACCACCACCAUCCCUGGGUCUGGCAAUGAGAACACCAGGGUACAUCAGCCAGCUGCAUAAGACCUAUUCCCUCUCGUCUCUCUCCUGCCUCUCCACUGAUUCCAACCAAUGGGGGCAGCAGCCGGAAAGCCCAAUGCCCUCCGAGCUUGCUGGUUCCUCUAACUGGGGGAAGUCGGGCUUCCUUGCCCAGCGCUCUGUUAGCAUGGUAGAGACGAGCAGCAGCAGCACAGCAGCAAGUCUAGGCUGGCCUGGGACUGACAUGAAUCACUCCCAAAGUGACAUCAGCCCCACGGCACUGAACACUAGCUCCUCUUCAUCCAAUUCAUCUCUCUCCUCUUCCCGCUAUAAGACUGAACUGUGCCGCUCUUUCACAGAGAACGGGUUGUGCAAGUAUGGUGGGAAGUGUCAGUUUGCCCAUGGACUAGAUGAGCUGCGAGAUCUUAACAGACACCCAAAAUACAAAACUGAGCCGUGCCGUACCUUUCACACCAUUGGUUUCUGCCCCUAUGGAAUCCGGUGCCACUUUGUCCACAACAACGAGGAAGAAGAGAAGCACGCGUUCUCGCGUUCCUCCUCAUCUUCCUCUUCCUCCUCUUCAAGCGUUCCCCAGCAGCCUCUUUGCUCCUCCCUCCCACGCAGACCUCCUCUUGUCAGACAAAGCUUCAGCUUUGCAGGGUUUCCCUCUGCUCCUCAGCAAGCCCUACAACAUGCCUUCACUCAUUCUCCACCCGCUACCAGCCCCUUCACACCUGCUCCUAUGGCUUCUCCUCCUUCCUGCGCUGAUAUUACUGACUUCCUGUCUAAUGCCUUCCUGGAGAUGGACUCCGCCUUCAAGGCUUCCCCUGCCGACAAGUAUCAACCACUGGGAAGUCAGGCCAUGUCAGAUCCCAGGUCUCCAUUCUUGCCUUCUCCCGACUCUGGCUGCUCUCCAUGUGGGCUCUCUCCAACCAGCUCCCCUCUCCUGAGACAGAGCCCCAGUGCCACUUUGCAGCCUCUUGGUACCCGGUCCCUGUCCUACACUUCUCUGUCAGACCAGGACCAAGACGGGAGCAGCUCUGCCAGCUCGCUCAGUGGCUCUGAGACCUGUGGUGGCAUUAACGAAAGCAACGGCAGACGUCUGGCAGUAUUCAGUCAGCUCUCUGUGCCCGAGGACACUGCUGGGGUCUUCCUUUAGGCUGCAGUGUGCUGGAAUCGCAGACACGCAUACAUUACAUGCAUUCACACACAGACACAUUCAGACCCCAUAUUCUGAGAUGACACGUUAGUGCUCAAGCGCACACAACGCUCGUACAUUUGACACAUACAUGACGUACAUUCCCCUCUCACACGCAGACACCUCAGUUUUUUUGCACCUGUGUGUCAUCAGAGGAAACAAAGACUUAAGUGAAUGACAGACCGCUGCCAGACUUUGGCCUAUUAUAUUUUGAUGGCUGAAAUGCCGUCGUCGAGUGUAAGGGAAGUGGAUAUUGAUGCUGAAACAAAGAAGUUUGUUGCCAUGUGAACAGACCUAUCAAAAUUGAAGUUAAGUAGUGCUUUGAUGCUUUAUCAAAAUAGUAUCUUGAGAUUGACAGAUUUAGUGUAAGGUAUUAUUACCGCAGCCCUCGAUGCCAUCACUUGUUUUAGAUCAACCGUAUUUAUAUUUACAUCUCCUCAGCAAAGAAUAUGAUAAAGCCAAAGACAUGCGUUUGUAGCUCACAGCUGAUGGUGGUGAGGCCGACAGCGCGACCUGUGUUCAGCAAUCAUUUUUCUUCCAACUAUACACACACAGUAUCUUAUUCUCCUAACUGUACAGUCUGGGGUUGUGUUUAGAUCACGAGCCUUAAACCUGACUGUGACAUUUUUAAAUGGUUAAAGUGCCGGUCGUGCUGUCAAACAGGGUCGUGUUGACGUUGAAUCACGAUUUGCUGAGCUGUUGGGUGAGAUGUAAGAAGGCUUUUACAUUUAUUUUCUUUUUGUCGCAUAAGCUAGUGUGAGUUCUCGUCUCUGUGCUGUUACAAUUGCGACAAGUCGGUCUCUGGUGCCACCUGUAAAAAUGCCAUAUUGCCAAAUUGAUCUGGCUCCACAAGUCGGGGGAAGUGGGACUCGGUUUGGGCCAGUAAUAUUCCCAAAACCCAUGUGGGUUUUGGGAAUAUGUUUUCAUAUCCCAUGUUCAUGACAUCAUUUACCUGUAUGACUUGCCAACUGGAUAAACAGGACAUGGGGUGAUUUUAUGGGUUUUGAUACAUGAGGUGUGCCAGAAAAUCUACACUGGGAGAAAAAAAAAAACCUUUAUGAUAUGGCACCACAUUAUUUUGUAUCGUUUUCUAUUCUUUUCAAAGUGAUCAUAUGUUUUGUUUUCAAGGUACUUGGCUCCGAAGCAAAGUUUAAUAUAAUCUUAUGGCUAAGUCCUGUUUUUACUUCUGGCAAAUUCCUUAAAGAUAUCUGUGGUGCCUAAUAUAUAAUUUACAUUAUCUUGAACUCAAACAUUUCCUGUAGUGGGUUUUUUCUCUCCCGUGUCCACAGGCAGCACUAGUAUUCCAUUUUUGGACAAAUAGACAUGUUUUGUGACCACCAUCUUCCACCUCUUUGGUGUAUCUCAGUGUUAAUUAUUCCUGUUAUGUCUUUUUGUACUGUUCCAUGAAGCACAGUCCUAUUCAUUUAUACUGCGCUCCUGGCUGUGUUGCCUUACUGUGCUAUAUCCAGCAUAUGCUACAGUUAUGGUAGAUAUUGUUAGUGUUUUAGAAACGUUACUCUGCAGUUUUGUGUGUUUUUGACAUAGGUUUGUAGAAGAGAAGCAACUGCGCUGUUACUGGUCUAUUUAAAAUUGCCUUUUCAUCAACAUGUUUGAGGCCUGUUCAGUGUUAAAGGUGAUAAUCUUUAGUAAAUUAAUUUCUUUAAUUUAUUUUUAACGUAUUUAUAGUUAAACUAUGUACUUACUAAGUACUUUGAGUUGUUAAUGCUCAUAUCACGUUUAAUAUAUUUUGGUCUCUUUUUCUACUGGAAAUAAAGUUUAGUGGUUUUUUA